AUUGCACAGACUCAAAACCUAGACAUGCCAAUCGAACAACUGAAGACCGUGCUGCGGCUGCAGGCGACAGUGGUGGAGGGCUUUGGUCGCGGUGGCAAGCAGCUAGGCUGCCCCACGGCCAACCUCUCGAGCAAGGACCUGGGUGACCUGCUGGAGCAGCUACCCACGGGUAUCUACUGCGGGUGGGCCACGGUGGAUGGCAAAGGCCCGUACAAGGCUGUCGCCAGCAUUGGCUGGAACCCUUACUUCAAGAAUAAGGAGAAGACGGUGGAGCCACACCUACUGCACAAGUUCGACAAGGAUUUCUACGGUGCACAGCUAAAAUUUCUUAUCACGGGUUAUAUCCGUCCGGAGAUGAACUUCUCGUCGCUGGAGUCGCUGAUCAAAGCCAUCCAGGACGACAUUGCGCAGUCCAACGAGUGGCUAGAUACAACCGAGGGCGAGUCUUGGUCACAGGAUGCGCUGUUUCAGUAGAAUAGGAGGGCACACGUGUCAAAUGUGCUGUGUAUUCAACGGAUUG
Messenger RNA from Phytophthora infestans T30-4, 520 nucleotides. Its product is annotated as riboflavin kinase. Bases 25 to 474 code for a protein of 149 amino acids. Gene Ontology annotation, molecular function: riboflavin kinase activity. The transcript is spliced from 2 exons. The record is from RefSeq and is a predicted model, not a curated record. NCBI's taxonomy places the organism in Eukaryota, Oomycota, Peronosporomycetes, Peronosporales, Peronosporaceae. Gene Ontology annotation, biological process: FMN biosynthetic process; riboflavin biosynthetic process.